Molecule: messenger RNA, 471 nt
Organism: Plasmodium gonderi
Lineage: Eukaryota; Apicomplexa; Aconoidasida; Haemosporida; Plasmodiidae
Exons: 1
Coding region: 1-471 (156 amino acids)
Source: RefSeq, a predicted model, not a curated record
AUGAACGAGAAAAUUCCUGAUUUAAUUGUUAAGCUUGAAAGAAAGGAAAAGGAGAGGUUAAUAAGAAAAAGAAAAAAAAACAUUAGCAAGAAGAUAUACAACAGAAGCAACUAUAGCUUUAUAUAUUUUCUUUUUUUAUAUAAUGAAAAUAACAUAGUUGAGAUCACAACGAAUAAUUUUGAUGUUCUAAGAGGCUUAAUUAUCGAAAUAAAAAAAUACACGAACAAUAACAAAUUGAAAGGAAUUAUAUUAACAAAUGUCAUCAAAAAUAACCAAUUUGGUGACAAAUAUACUUUUAAAAAGGUAUAUAUUUCUUUGUCAAAUAUUAUCACGUGCAUGCCUGUUGUUCUUACUAAUGGUAAUGCAAAUGUAUCAAUUAAAAGCAAAUCAAUUUCGAAUGUUAUUAUCCAUGGUUAUAAAAAUUUAAUGCUCAAUGAGAUAUAUGAAAAGUUUAAAAAAAUUGGGGGGUAG